Molecule: messenger RNA, 1221 nt
Organism: Drosophila elegans
Lineage: Eukaryota; Metazoa; Arthropoda; Insecta; Diptera; Drosophilidae
Product: L-asparaginase-like protein GD25160
Exons: 1
Coding region: 1-1212 (403 amino acids)
Biological process (GO): protein deglycosylation
Cellular component (GO): lysosome
Molecular function (GO): N4-(beta-N-acetylglucosaminyl)-L-asparaginase activity
Source: RefSeq, a predicted model, not a curated record
AUGUUGGCGCAAAGUCUUUGCAUUCGACUGCUGAUCCCCCUCCUGCUACUGAAAUCUACUUGCACCGUUCAGGAAAAAUCACACAGGUACUUCUGGAGCACAAAGUUGCGACAGAGAACGUCGAAAGUGUUUGGCACCAAAAAAACACAGUAUAAAUCGCUGUUGAUCAGUACGUGGAACUACACAGAUGCCAACUUGCAGGCAUGGAGUGUCUUGCAGCAGGGUCCGCAAAGGACCCGCCAGGCGGUGAUCCAAGGAUGCCUGGCCUGUCAACACCCGCGAUGUGGCCACCUCCUGGCCGGAGGAUCUGCUCCAGACUCCCAGGGCGACCUCACCCUAGAAGCAGCCAUCAUGGAUGGCUCCAGUUUGGGCUACGGCGCAGUGGCCGGAAUGAAGGGAGUUCGGAAUGCCAUCCUUGUAGCCGAUGCCGUACUGCGGCACACAAAACAUUCGCUGCUGGUGGGCAAGAGUGCUGCAAGAUUUGCCCGGUCCAUGGGCUACAAGGAGGAUUAUUCUGCGGGUAUGCGCACCGAGUAUGUCCUGAAAAAAUGGCAAUUGACCGGCUGCCAGCCGAACUUCUGGCGCGAUGUUCACCCGCCGCCGAUGAACAACUGUGGUCCAUACUCUCCCCUGCCCCAGCACAUGCUCCGCCAACCGAUGCACCAGGAAUAUCCAAUCGUCCCGGGUCACCACGAUCAGCUGGCCUUCCUGGCACUGGACGCGGAGCGCAAGUUCCACGUGGCCAGCCAUUCGAGUGGUGCCCGAUUUCGGAUCCCCGGACGGGUGGGUGAUGCGACAGUGCCGGGAGCCGGAAUCUAUGCGGACAACGCGGUGGGAGCUGCGGUGGCCAGCGGGGAUGGCGAUGUCCUCAUGCGCCACCUGCCCGCCUUUCUGGCCGUCGAAGCCCUGCGAGCGGGACAAAAGCCCGACAAGGCCGCCGAGUGGGUGGUGCAGCGCGUGCUAAAACACAAUACCGAGUUCAACGGCGGCGUGGUGGUGGUCAAUCGGCGGGGCAUCUACGCUGCCGCCUGUGCCGGCAUGGAUGAGUUCCAUUUCGUGGUCAGCGGGGGCAAGGGGUUCCUCAGCAUGGCGCGGGUGGAGAAAGUCAAGUGCGUGGAUCGGAAUGAAAUCGUGGACGGUGGCCCCAAGGGACUAUUUCAUCCAAAUCCUGAUAAGCUAAAGCUGCCAAGAGCAAGCGGAGUCGUCAGAUAGAUAUAAGGG